This is a messenger RNA of Clunio marinus, 210 nucleotides long. NCBI's taxonomy places the organism in Eukaryota, Metazoa, Arthropoda, Insecta, Diptera, Chironomidae. The record is from the annotation of a GenBank genome assembly.
AUGAACAGAAAUGAAUCCAAAUCUCUAUUAAAUAUUUCUAUGGACAGGAUUGAUGGUACAGCUCAAACUCCUUUCGAAAAAUCAAAGAGAGGUUGUCGAGUUCAUAUGGGCCAAGCUCAAAUCAAUCAUGACAAAAAAAUAUCCGCCGAUGUUGGAUUGCGGCUGAAGGAAUUCAAGCAGGAGAUUGAUUUUGAAUUAAUGCAACUUUAG